AAGUGGGUUGAGCCACYCUCUGUGGUUUUAGUCAAAAUUUGAAAGGGGUCCCCAAGAUUGUUGUAUCUAACCACACCCACUAAUCACCGUUCAAAACACACCCAUACAGUUUUCUUUUUGUUCUUGUUUGUUCUUCUUUAUUUAUAGCCCCUCAGCUUCUCCAACUACUUGGGGUUCUCUCUCCUUCUCUGGUUUUUUUUUCCUUCUUAAUUUUCUCGAACCCGAUCGAGCUCUUGCCCGGUGCCUCUAAUGGAGUCCAAAGAUCACACCCAAGAUGGGACUGUGGACCUCCGUGGCCACCCUGUCCUUGCUUCCAAGACUGGCAAAUGGAAGGCUUGUGCUUUUCUUGUUGGUUAUGAAGCUUUCGAGAGGAUGGCAUUUUAUGGGAUAGCUUCGAAUUUGGUAAAUUAUCUGACCACACAACUUCACGAAGACACCAUUUCGUCAGUAAGAAAUGUGAAUAAUUGGUCAGGAUCAGUGUGGCUUACUCCAAUUCUUGGCGCUUACAUAGCUGAUUCAUUCCUCGGUCGCUUUUGGACUUUCACCUUCUCAUCUCUCAUCUACGUUAUGGGAUUGGUGUUUCUAACAAUGGCAGUCUCAGUAAAGAGCUUGAAACCCACUUGCAACAAUGGCAUCUGCAACAAAGCCACACCCUCACAGAUAACAUUCUUCUACAUAUCUCUUUACACCAUUGCCUUGGGCGCGGGCGGGACGAAGCCGAACAUCUCGACUUUCGGGGCCGACCAGUUCGACGACUUCAAUCCAACGGAGAAGCAGAUGAAGGUCUCCUUCUUCAAUUGGUGGAUGUUCAGUUCCUUCUUGGGCGCUCUCUUUGCCACCCUUGGCCUCGUCUACAUUCAAGAGAACCUUGGUUGGGGCCUCGGCUAUGGCAUUCCCACUGUUGGUCUCCUCUUUUCUUUGUUCAUCUUCUACCUUGGAACUCCCAUUUACAGGCACAAGGUUAGAAGAAGUCCGAGCCCGGCAAGGGACUUGAUUCGGGUCCCGGUGGCUGCCUUUCGCAAUCGAAAGCUCGAGCUUGCAGCGAGCCCGAGUGAGCUUUAUGAGGUGGAGUUGCAGAGUUACACGGCUGCCACCAAGAAAAUGCAAGUUCGACAUACUCCCAUUUUCAGAUUCUUGGACAAAGCUUCAAUCAAAGAUGAGACAAAUCCGUCAAGGCCCCAAUGCACAGUGUCACAGGUGGAAGGAACCAAGCUGAUCUUAGGCAUGGUCAUCAUUUGGGUAGCCACCCUCAUCCCAAGCACCAUUUGGGCUCAAAUCAAUACCCUCUUUGUCAAACAAGGCACCACCUUAAAUAGAACUAUUUCUUCCCAUGGCUUCCAAAUCCCAGCUGCCUCCCUGGGCAGCUUUGUCACCCUCUCUAUGCUCCUCUCUGUUCCGAUGUACGACCGCUAUUUUGUCCCGUUCAUGCGUCGAAAAACUGGAAACCCUAGAGGAAUCACUCUCCUCCAAAGACUAGGCAUUGGCUUCGUCAUCCAGAUUGUUGCCAUCGCCAUUGCCUACGCGGUCGAAGUUCGAAGGAUGCAUGUCAUUCAAACCAACCACAUUGUGCAGCCAAAAGAAGUCGUCCCCAUGAGCAUCCUCUGGCUGUUGCCACAAUACAUCCUCCUUGGCAUUGCAGACGUUUUCAACGCAAUUGGGUUGCUUGAGUUCUUUUACGACCAGUCCCCAGAAGACAUGCAGAGCCUCGGAACUACAUUCUUCACUAGCGGUAUUGGAGUCGGCAACUUCCUCAAUAGCUUUCUUGUCACAGUGGUCGAUAAGAUCAUCGGAGAAAACGGCGGGAAGAGUUGGAUUGGAAACAACUUGAAUGACUCUCACUUGGAUUACUACUAUGCAUUUCUUUUGGUCAUAUCUACACUCAAUUUGGGAGUGUUUCUUUGGGUGUAAAGCAUGUACAUUUACAAGAGGGAAACCACAGAAGUUAAAGAUGGCAUUGAAAGCAAAGGCUUAGAUACUUCUCCUCUUGGGCUACAAGUAUGAUGCGGACUCUUCAGCUAUAUAAGUGCAAGAAAUAGUUGAUGCUUGUACAACAUUAUUUUAUUUAUCUCCCUUGGUGGUAAGGCAAGGCAGCCAUGUAUAUUGUUGAUCUACCAAUGAAAUAUAUAUAAUGAA
Molecule: messenger RNA, 2133 nt
Organism: Momordica charantia (bitter melon)
Lineage: Eukaryota; Viridiplantae; Streptophyta; Magnoliopsida; Cucurbitales; Cucurbitaceae
Product: protein NRT1/ PTR FAMILY 5.1
Biological process (GO): transmembrane transport; dipeptide transport
Cellular component (GO): membrane
Molecular function (GO): dipeptide transmembrane transporter activity; tripeptide transmembrane transporter activity
Source: RefSeq, a predicted model, not a curated record